This is a messenger RNA of Exophiala oligosperma, 2280 nucleotides long. RefSeq lists its product as uncharacterized. The coding region runs from base 1 to 2280 and encodes 759 amino acids. Lineage: Eukaryota; Fungi; Ascomycota; Eurotiomycetes; Chaetothyriales; Herpotrichiellaceae. The transcript has 4 exons. The record is from RefSeq and is a predicted model, not a curated record.
AUGUUCGUUUGCAACGAUGACGGGGACAACAGCAGCCCCGGAAACCACACCGACACCCUCCUACGCCUGCUGAAUGAAGACCUCUCUGGCGAAGGCGAAAAGAUCGGACAAGAGCAACGAACAAACACAACAAUGCUACCGCCAAGUCACGACUUCGACUUGUAUCGGGCGUCGUGCUCCGAUGCAGCGACUCGUUCUUCGGAGCGCUGCGUCGCGAUGAUCGCACAGCUCGACCCUACUCUCCAAAGCCACCUGCUCGAUCAAUUCUGGGACCGAUUCAACGCAGUCAUUCCACUUGUGCACAAGGAGGCCUUCCUGGCCAGUCUCGAGACUCCUACUUUGACCCACUCCAAGUCGCAUUCAGAUGCUGGGUGUGGUGUGAUCGGCGGCCCCUUUUGCUCUCCCGAGUUACAUCUCGCAAUUUUGGCCACGGGUGUCAGUCGUGCAGAUCACCAUCAUACACGCGGACCGGACAUUGCUCGUCUUUUGCUUCCUGGCGGCUGGGAGUCAUCCUUGCACAGACAACUCCGAGAUACGAUUGAUUCUCUGCCUACCGUGGUUGGUCAACAACAACAAUGGAGCAGUGUAUGCCAGGUUCAGGCUACCGCUAUCUUGGCCCAGCUCGAGCUGGAGUCUGGAAGGGAUCAUUCGGCGAGACUUUAUCUAGACUUGGCGUUGCAAAAGAUUGAAGAGCUUCAAAGCACACAAACCCUACUCGACCUGCACAUUUCCGACGAUGAGCUGGUUAUUCAGCGAAUGACCUUGCGAGCUGUAAGAUUUAUCCACAGCAUCUGGACCGUGUUUGAUCAUGGCCCGGGUCUCGACUUUCACGCUUCCGGUAGCGGUUGUCAUACCGUCCAUCUUCCUGCAACUAAACACCUGCGCUCGUCUACUUUUACAUCCAAGCCUAAUGACCUCAAUUCACAAGUUUACAACGCCCAUCUAGAUCUUAUGGGCAUUGCCGACGUAGCUCAAAACCACGCCAUCCCUGAAUCGAUGGUGUCGAACCAUCGGAAGCGGCAUUCGGGUAACAAUGUCAUCUUACAAGACAAAGGAAUGGCCUUUCCUCUGCUGACACAUCUGCACGGCCGGCUUAAAUACUGGUAUGCCAACUUACCGACCCAUUUGAAGCUCGACAAAGCAGCACCAGGCAGACAUUCGGCCACUCCAAGCCUUUUCCUUCUCCACCAGCAGUACCAUUCCCUGAAUAUUCUUCUUUUCCGCCCAGUCAACUCUCCAAAGUCAUUGCGAUCCCCAGUCUACGACACAGAUAGUGUCCUGGCUCGCCAUAAGCUGUUUGCUUCAAUCUCCAACCUCGUAUUGAAUAGUGCGAUACAAAUUUGUAACCUACUCUCCGAGAUGAUGGAACGAUUCGAACUCGGCGCCAUUCCGCCACCCACAGUCCAGCAAGCCGCACUUGCUGCGAGCUCUCUCUUGACCAGCAUACCACAUAUCGAGGACCCAAGUAUGCAUAAAUUAGCUUCUAGUCAACUGGACGUUUUACAAAGAUUCUUCUCUAGCAUGGCCGAUAUCAACGCCCCGGCUGAGAGAUUGGCAAGGUCUCUGCAAGCUCAGAGAAAUCCUCGCGAUGCGACAGGGGUCAGCCCCAUACGAGAUUGCCCUAACAUUCACACUCCAUGCACAUUUGAUGUGUCUGCCGCCUUUCCGGAUAUUGCACCCAAUGUAUGCAACCAUCAAGGUGGAGCCAGUCUCAACUCCAACGAAGCAAUGCUCGAUCAACAUGUCGUCCACCAUUACCACCCAGACAUCAUGAUAUCAGAAUCCCCUUACUAUUCAGAAGGCAACAACUCUCUAUGCAUGGAACAUCCCUCCGCCGACGUUACGGGCUUGGUGGACUCUCCACACGGGAGACCUGGGUUCGGGACAAUCUUGGCCUCGUCGGCAUCUGGGGGAGAAAAACAGAACUCUAACUCAUCCCAGGGACGAGUAGACGUUAAUCUUGGAUACAAGUCCGCAACACCAAUAUCCUCUCACAGUCUACCAAGAAUCGUCAGCGCCUUGACACCACCCCAGAUAGAAAGACCCCUGCCGUCGGAGGAUUCGCACAUGGAGCACUUUCAUUCCCUCUCUCCGAAAGAUGAUCAGACUAUGCUGCCUGUCGAUGGUGCCACAUCGGACGGAUGGGAUGACGGGGAUGCAGUCCGAGUUUCGUGGUCGGAAACAUUCAAGGCACUGGGCGCAGUCAACCGUCGAACAGCCGGGGAGAAGAUGAGUGCGAAUGAGUUUGGCGAUGUCAUGGGCUGUGUCUUCCAACUGUAG